ACGUACUUCCUCUUCAUAUCGGCUAAGGGGGAAACAACAUCAGAUAACCCCGGCCUGAAGCUAAAAACAUCAGUACUCCGUGUUCUUAUCAACUUUUACAACCAGAAACACAUUUCUUCUUUAAGUGUAACUUCUUGAACACACAAUGCCUCAGAACGAGCACAUUGAGUUGCACCGCAAGCGGCAUGGCUACCGCCUGGACCAUCAUGAAAAGAAAAGGAAAAAGGAAAGCAGAGAGGCUCACGAGCGCUCCCACAAAGCCAGGAAGAUGAUCGGUUUGAAGGCCAAACUGUACCACAAACAGAGAUACGCCGAGAAGAUCCAGAUGAAGAAAACCAUCAAAAUGCACGAACAGAGAAACACCAAGCAGAAGAAUGAUGACAAAACUCCUCAAGGUGCAGUUCCAGCGUAUCUGUUGGACAGAGAGGGACAAUCUCGUGCAAAAGUUCUUUCUAACAUGAUCAAACAGAAGAGGAAAGAGAAGGCUGGAAAAUGGGAGGUGCCCCUACCAAAGGUUCGAGCUCAAGGAGAGACAGAAGUGUUGAAAGUCAUCAAAACUGGGAAGAGGCAGAAGAAAGCCUGGAAGAGGAUGGUCACAAAAGUCUGCUUCGUUGGAGAUGGUUUCACAAGGAAACCUCCCAAAUAUGAGCGUUUCAUCAGGCCCAUG
This is a messenger RNA of Austrofundulus limnaeus, 667 nucleotides long. It is a transcript of the gene nsa2, whose product is annotated as NSA2 ribosome biogenesis homolog (S. cerevisiae). The record is from RefSeq and is a predicted model, not a curated record. Lineage: Eukaryota; Metazoa; Chordata; Actinopteri; Cyprinodontiformes; Rivulidae.